Messenger RNA from Quercus lobata, 2752 nucleotides. RefSeq names its product phospholipase D delta-like. Gene Ontology annotation, cellular component: plasma membrane. Bases 25 to 2490 code for a protein of 821 amino acids. Gene Ontology annotation, molecular function: calcium ion binding; D-type glycerophospholipase activity. The record is from RefSeq and is a predicted model, not a curated record. The transcript is spliced from 10 exons. Lineage: Eukaryota; Viridiplantae; Streptophyta; Magnoliopsida; Fagales; Fagaceae. Gene Ontology annotation, biological process: phosphatidylcholine metabolic process; phospholipid catabolic process.
UUUUCAAGAUAUUAUACUGUCCUCAUGGCCGAAGUUAAUACUAAUUCAGACUCGCUGCAGUACCUUCAUGGAGACCUUGAUCUGAAAAUCCUCAAAGGUCGCGGCUUCGAGAUCCCCUCAGACACUUAUGUCACGGUUUUGCUCGGUGAUAUCAACUUGGCUCGCACUCGCACCGUAGUGUACAACUCUGGAAGUCCAGAAUGGAAUGAGCACUUCCAGAUUCCCCUAGCCCACCCGGUCUUCAAACCGGAGCUCCGCUUCAACCUGCAGUACAAUGAUUACAUUAAUAACACGAAGUCGAUAGGAACCACUUCCGUCUCGGUCCAGCAAAUCGUCACCGGCGAAGCUAUCAGCCAUUGGUUCCCGUGUUCCGGUAAACAAAUGAAACCCGAUGCCGCUAUCUUCAUUGAAGUGAAAUUCACCAACUGUGAGGACACUCCGUUGUACCAGUAUGGUAUUGCCUCUGAUCCGGAUAAUUUUGGAGUCCAAGAUUGUCGCUUCCCGGUUCGGAAAGGCGGGUCUGUGACGCUGUAUCAAGACGCGCAUGUGCCAGACUCGGUGCUGCCGGAGAUUAAGUUACAAGACGGGAAGGUAUUUGAGCACGAAAAGUGUUGGGAGGAUAUGUGCCAUGCGAUAUUGGAGGCAGAAAAAGUGGUGUACAUUGUUGGGUGGUCCAUUUACCACAAGGUGAAGCUGGUGAGAGAGCCGACGAGGCCAUUGCCUAGUGCUGGGAAUUUGAAUUUGGGAGAUUUGCUCAAGCAUAAGUCGAAGCAGGGCGUUCGAGUUUUGCUCUUGCUUUGGAACGAUGUGUUUGGUAUGAUGGACACUCAUGAUGAAGAAACUCAGAAUUUUUUCAAGAACUCUUCCGUCCAAUGUAUAUUGUCAUCUCGAAGUCAGCUAAACCUUUUCAAAUAUCUAGACAGUGAACCAGGAAUUGUGACUUUGACAAGGAAAUUUAUGGCCAAUAAAUUUCUUUGUUCACAUCAUCAGAAAAGUGUGAUUGUGGAUACACAAGCGUCUGAUGAUACAAGGAAGAUAACUGCUUUUAUUGGAGGUCUAGACCUUCGUGAUGGCCGCUAUGAUACCCCUGAGCAUCGACUAUUUCGUGAUCAUUGCACUGUAUAUCAAAACGAUUAUCGUAAUCCAACACUUCCUGCAGGAGCUCACCGUCCAAGGCAACCAUGGCAUGAUUUACAUUGCAAGAUAGAAGGGCCUGCUGCAUAUGAUGUGCUCACUACUUUUGAGCAGCUUUGGGGCAAAGCUGCAAAAUGGUCGUCAGGGCUUAAGAAGUGCUGCAAAAUCAUUUUUCGUGCUUUAAUGAACUUAGACAUCCCCAUGCCGAGUUCUUCCCAAUCAAUUUCAAAUGACGACCCUAAAUUUUGGGUUUCCAAAGAAGAUGAUCCGGAAAACUGGCAUGUUCAGGUUUUCCGCUCAGUUGAUUCAGGGUGUUUGGAAAUAUUUCCUGCAACUCAGAAUUUGGUUGUAGAGAAGAGCAUUCAAUCAGCGUACAUCCAGGCAAUUAGAUCUGCCCAGCAUUUUAUAUACAUUGAGAAUCAAUUUUUUCUUGGAUCUUCAUAUGCAUGGCAAUCUGACAAAGACCCAGGUGCCAAUAAUUUAAUUCCAAUGGAGCUGGCAUUGAAGAUUGCUAGUAAGAUUAGAGCAAAGGAGAGAUUUGCAGUUUACAUUGUCAUACCAAUGUGCCCCGAAGGUACAUGGCGCAUAGUCACAGAAGAAGUGCUAUUUUGGCAGAGCCAGACAAUGCAAAUGAUGUAUGGAAUCAUAGCACGAGAGUUGAAAUCCAUGCAUCUUGAAGAUUCACGUCCCCAAGACUACCUGAAUUUCUAUUGUCUUGGUAAGCGGGAAGAACUGACCAAAGAAGUGUCAGCUCCACCUAUUCAAUCCGUCAAGAAGGUGGAGAAGGUUUUUAGUUUCUCAAAAAAAAACUUGCAGGUUUCUAACUCACAAAAGUUUCAACGGUUUAUGGUUUACGUACAUGGCAAGGGAAUGAUUGUAGAUGACGAGUACGUGAUAUUAGGUUCUGCCAAUAUUAAUGAACGAUCUUUGGAUGGUUCAAGAGACAGUGAGAUAGCCAUGGGUGCAUAUCAACCCCAUCAAACUUGGGGUAAGAGGAAGGGCCACCCACAUGGCCAGAUAUACGGAUAUAGAAUGUCUCUGUGGGCAGAACAUUUGGGGACUUUAGAUGAUUACUUCAUGGAGCCUGAAACAUUGGGUUGCAUUGAGAGUGUGAACAAGAUUGCUGAAGAAAACUGGAGGAAGUACAAGACCGAGGACUUUACGCUAUUGCAAGGGCACCUCCUUAAAUACCCCAUUAAGGUUGAUGCCAAUGGGAAGGUAGAGUGCUUGGAUGAACAAGAGACUUUCCCAGAUAUUAACGUUAAAGUACUUGGAUCUGUUGACGUUCCAACUAUUAGCGUUAAAGUGCUCGGAUCCAUUUCGGUUGACAUUGAUUUGUCUUUAUUAACUACAUAGGUACACUUCUUGUUCAUAAUUUAAUGUGCAUUAUUUAGUCAAAAUAAAAAUAAUUAAAAGUAAUAAGGUGCAUUUAAUUGGGACUUAAAAGAGGGGGCAAAAAUGGUUCCUUGACGAGCUUGAGCAACAACAGGAGCCUUGUUGAUUGAAUUUAUGCUUGCUCAUAAUUUGUUACCUGCAUUGUAAAGGAUGCAAUGCGUGUUGGAUUGUAAUAUAUGGCAUAUAUACCAUUCAAUACAUUAUUCUAAUGUUGUUUAAUUAA